AUGCGCUUCCGUUCUCGGAUGCAGCAGAUCAAUCCAGAGAAGCUCUUCUUUCUCAUUACUCCACGCCAUGUGAGCGAAUUCCUCAGCUUCGAGGGCACCCUGGGCGAAGGCGGAUUUGGAACUGUAUUCAAAGGAAAACCUACACCUGCUGGCCACAAACUUGUUCCAGAGAUGCGACCGAACAAGUACUACGCAAUCAAGAUGAUCCGUAAACCCAGACGGGGUGGCUUUGCCGAGGAAGUUGCUUACAGCCUCCUAGCAGUCUCACCUGAUCGCCACCUGCAGUACAUUCACAUCAUGACGGGCAGCGAGCCACUUCAAAACGGCAUCCUGGGCUUCAUUGCAGCGUUUGUGCAGCCACAGCAGGCUGUGUACCAGGUCAUGGAGAUGCUUGAGGGCCCAGACCUCUUCGAUUUCUUAGCCCAGAGAUCCUCCAAGCUGGAGGAAAGAAUAGCUGCCGGGCUCGUCAAGCAAAUGCUCAAGGCCGUGAACUUCCUGCACCGCAAGGUUGGCGCGCUCCACCGGGACAUCAAGCCGGAAAACUUUGGCUUCAUCAAGCCGCCCAUUGCAGGGCAGCCGCUGCCGGAACUGAAGCUUUUCGACCUGGGGCUUGCUUGGGUCUUGAAAGAUACAGUCACGGAUGAGACAGCCAAGACUUUAUUGCGAAUCAAGCGAUGUGGAACUGCCUGCUACAUGGCACCAGAAGUCUGGGAUGGAAACACAGGUCCACCUUCAGAUGUGUGGGGCGUCGGAGUGGUCUCCUAUGUAGUUACCAGCCUAGAAGUGCCAUUCAAGCUGAUGGAGACCAAGCAGCCAAAGAUGGCCAUCCGGACGAAUCCGCUUUCCUUUUCAUCCCGGGCCUGGCAGAACACCUCAGAUCACGCCAAGCACUUCCUGGAGGGACUGCUGGACAAGAACCCAGACACACGGUUGACAACUGUUGAGGCGCUCGCGCACGAUUGGUUGCAGGACGCCAGAAUGGGCUUGCCGCCAAUUGCUGAAGGCGAGAACAGCAAUGUCAGCGUUGAUGGACAAGAUGUAAAGCCCUUCCAGAAAGCGCUGCCGUCGCUGCCACCCAAGUCCAAGCGAAGUGAAGCGGGCUUGUUUGAGUCCAUGACAUUCGCGCCGUCGAUGUAUUUCGGCGAAACGGGUACGGAUACCUCAGCUCGUGAACUUUCAGCCCAAGGAGGCUGA
This is a messenger RNA of Symbiodinium pilosum, 1194 nucleotides long. Lineage: Eukaryota; Dinophyceae; Suessiales; Symbiodiniaceae. The record is from the annotation of a GenBank genome assembly.